AUGCAUAUCAAAGGGCUCAACAAAUCACAGCAAACUAACAAAACAUCUGUUGGAAGUGUUUCUAUUCCCUGCGUCUACAGCGGUUUACCACUUUUAGUUAAAUCGGAAAUUGAGAAGAAGAGUCCUUUUGUAAUUUUUGACUCACCAUGUCUCGCCGGCCUGUGUCUAAAUGCAGACAGAGAUGCCGAGAGUAGGGAACAACUAGGAGAAGCUAAAUUCAAAUGGACAUUUACAACGGCCUCUGGCGAUGUGGUCAUGCCAAGUUUCCUCUUUGAGCGCAUUGAAAUGAACGGAAACAGCAUCACAAUGACCGGCCUACGAAAAGACGCUGAGCUUUCAAAACUCCUCCCGAACGAGGGUCCUUUAGUGGGCAAGUGCAUCGCCAUGUUCCCCAGCAGCGCGGACCCCUCUGUCACCCAGGCAGUCGAUUCGGAUCCUUUCAUCGCUAUUGAAACCCGACCCGAACAGCCCCCAACCAUCCUGGAGGAGCUUCCGAGCGAAGAUGAGAAAUCAAAGGUCAAUAUAGGGGGCACAAAAGAUGGCAAGGUCACGGCUGAUGAGGGCGAUAGUGUUCUUUUGACCUGCGAUGUGCAAGAUCCAGCCACAGGUAAGGCCAUGAACAAUGUGAUCUACCAGUGGGUGAUUGAGCGUAAGGACGGAAAGCCCAUAGACACCAGUGCGCUGGCUAAAGAUGUGCAGUUCACGCCUGGUCCUGGCGGAAGUACUCUGCGUAUCAUUGGCCUGCGCGACACUGCUUCUGCCCUUCAGGCACGUUGUGUUGUCAUCAGCGAAGCCAGCGGAAUCAAUAGGGUGCCCGGUGAAAUGCCGGCUGGACCGCUGGCGCCAAAUGACCAGCUCGUCAGCAAGCCCAUUGAGUUUGACAUCAAACCAUCACCUGCCCCAGACAAGGAACCUGACUUCGAUGUCCUGCCAGAGCUCGAUUUGGUGUCCGAAGGAGAUUCCCGACGCAAGUACACGGUAGUUAUUGAUGGACUCGAUGAAUCUGGCCAGCUGUCUGCUCCUCGAGGUUCAAACGUCAUCCUCCGGGGUCGACUCAUAGAUCCAGAAACGGGAGAAGAGGUCAAGGAUGAUGUCGCCAGUGGAAGGACUCUGUUUGGUGUAGAGGUGCAGUAUGCGGAUGGUCGACCGGCUCCGAUCAGCACUCUCGCAGAACACUUGCACAUGAAUGCCGAAACAGGAGAACUGAAUUUGACGGGUUAUCGUGGUGAUGCACUGGGAGCUGAGGCCAAGGGCCUCAAGUUGAGAGUCGUUGCAGAACGCAUGUCCUGGUCUCCGGAAAUGACAGGAGGGGAAGAGGAAAAGCCGGAAAUUGGCACACUGCGGAAACCCAGCCGACAAAGAUUUGCCUCACCUUUCGUGACCGUUGGCCUUAGCAGCGAGGAGGAUGGAUCGUCUGUGCAUGAUCCCCGGAAGCCCAUUGAAGCCCUACCGGAUUUGACGCCCGUUGUAUUGGGUCUUAGCAAAUGUCGAACGCUUCCUCAAAAGGUCGACGGAGAUGCUACACUCAGAUGUAAAGUCAGGGGUGACGUAACUGAUGAAAAUGAUCUUAUCUUCGGCUGGGAGGUAAUCCGCCCAGACGGGAAGCCAGUACUGAUUACCGGCAACGUUGCCAAGUCCUUGGAAGUUGUCGGAAACAAACUGCAUCUCCGCCAGUUGCUGCCAGUUAAGGAUCGAUUUUUCGGCAGGUGUAUGGUUGGUCGCAAGGCCGGAAACAGAGCAAUCUACAAUAGUGAUUUCUUCGAGAUUGGGCCCGACUGCAAAUCAGAAUCAGACACUAAGGUGAGCGUCGGUGAAGUGCCAACUGGAUCGACACACGACCUCAAGUUCCGCUGCCAGGCUCACAACACGGAAACAGGAGAGUCCAUUUCAGCGGACAGCAUCUUCCUCUGGGAAUUCAAAACGACCUCCGGCGAUGUCGUAUUACCUAGCCAUCUUUUUGGAAAGGUCAGCACUUCAGGCGACACAAUUGAGCUUAGCCGCCUCCGUUCAGACAUCGAUAUUUCUGCCUACCUUCCUGAUGGCGAGGUCAUUGAGGGCCGAUGUGUACAACAAAGCAAAUCUGGCAACGAGACAGGAGUACCCUCCGAGCCAUUUAUUGUUAUUGGACCUUCCAAGCAGGACGACCCUCGGAAAUCGAAGGUCCCCGGAAUAACAGAUGUGUCUGACGCCGAUGACGAUAAACCAAAGGUUAAAGUGACUGGGGCUCCUAACCAAAUUGUAGCAGCCGACGAAGGACAGUCUAUCACUCUGACAUGCCAGGCCACGGAUGCGGUGACCAAUUCACCAAUAAAUGGCUUAACAUAUAAGUGGGAGAUUAGUUUGGCUGACAAUUCGCCCAUCGACACCGCAGCACUUGCUGAGAAGGUGGAAACAAUGCCUGGUCCAAACGGUGAGGAGCUCCGUCUGGAAGGGCUGAGGGAGACGGCUAACGGAUUACGAGCCCGUUGCAUUAUAUUGAAUACCACUGCGCCUGUUGACAUUCCGCCUGGCGCUCCUGAUGGUGACAAGGGUGUAUUGAGCCCUGGAGAUCGCCAAUCGGGCGAGUUUAUCCAUUUCGAAAUUAAACCAAGUCCAAGGCCUUCAGAGAAGCCUGAUUUCUCCACAAUUAAGGAGUUAGUUCCAGACGGCUUUAAACCAGAACUGCCAGGCAAAAUGGAACGUCGACAUUCCGCUCUUGACUCCAUGUAUAUUAUAAAUGAAUACCUUCUUGAGGCUGCACAUAUGCCGCACCGUAACCGAAAGGGCUGGGUUCAUAUCGAAAAUCCACUCAGUUUGGCGUUGAGAUAUGGCUGUCUGACGAUUGAAAACAAGUCAAAAGUGUUCAAUAUGGCCUCCGUUGCCUUUAUCUGGAAUAUUUACGUUCCAUCUGGUGAUCCAAAUACGAACUUCAAAGUUGAAGUCGAAGGACUGGACGAAACGAACAACCUGGGCGCUACCAGGGGAUCAGACGUAGUCCUCCGAGGCCGGCUCAUUGACACUCGAACCGGAGAAGAUGUAACAUCCUCCUUAGACGGGACAAUCUUUGGCCUGGAAGCCAGGUUCGCUGAUGGUCGGCCGGCCCCAGUGAGCAUGCUGGCGGACAAGGUCAUUGUGGACGCAAAGACAGGCGAGAUAAAACUGCAAGGCUAUAUGGGAGAUCUGCUUAAUCCCGACAGAAGGGAUCUGAGAGUACGUAUUGUCGCUGAGAGGACAAUCAUCCCGCUGGCCGAUAGCGCAGACAAGGUGUCGAAGCCAACCAGGCAGCGUAUCGCAUCGCCCUACUUCUUUGCCUACGCACGAGAUGAGAAUGGAAAUCAGAUUGCCGAUGCUCGCCCAGUGGCGCCUGAGUACUGGCCAAUCACGCCUAUUGUACGUGGCCUUAGCCCCUGCGGUAACCUGCUGUUUGAAGAGGGAAGCAGUGCCGUUUUACACUGCCUUGUCGAAGGUGAACCCGAGAUCCAUAGCGACUUUCUUUAUGGGUGGGAGUUCAUCUCCUCUUAUGGUAAACCUGUUCCUCUUGCUGGAGUUGCGACGUCAGCCCGUCAGGAAGGCAGUACUUUGGAGUUAAAUGAUCUGCAGAAGCUGCCGAUGCGUGUGUUUGGCCGGUGCGUGGUGGGCAGAAAGUCCGGUGGUAGCGCCCGUUACACGAGCCAUUACUUCGAGCUCGGAGGCGAAUGUGAUCCAUCUGCAAUUACACCAGUGCCGCCGCUCAAACCCGAAAUUCCUGCCACUCCGAAAAGUGAGUUUACUCCUAGAACGACGACACCUCACGCGCCAGGACCUGAGUCCCCGACGCCAGGCCCUGAGUCCCAGGCGCCAGGUCCUGAAUCCUCAACGCCAGGUCCUGAGUCUUCGACACCCGGUCCU
This is a messenger RNA of Dibothriocephalus latus, 3867 nucleotides long. The record is from the annotation of a GenBank genome assembly. NCBI's taxonomy places the organism in Eukaryota, Metazoa, Platyhelminthes, Cestoda, Diphyllobothriidea, Diphyllobothriidae.